Kluyveromyces lactis is the source of this 891-nucleotide messenger RNA. RefSeq names its product glucose-6-phosphate 1-epimerase. Lineage: Eukaryota; Fungi; Ascomycota; Saccharomycetes; Saccharomycetales; Saccharomycetaceae. The coding region runs from base 1 to 891 and encodes 296 amino acids. Gene Ontology annotation, biological process: carbohydrate metabolic process. The transcript has a single exon. Gene Ontology annotation, molecular function: isomerase activity; carbohydrate binding. The record is from RefSeq and is a predicted model, not a curated record.
AUGCCUAUCGAGGAAACUGAAACUGAAAUCAUCCUGACACAUCCUAACAAUUCAUCAACAAAAGCAAGAAUUCUAAAGUAUGGUGCCACGGUAUUUUCCUGGGAAUUAAAAGGUGAAGAGCAAUUAUGGUUAUCUACUGCUGCUAAGCUCGAUGGUUCCAAACCGGUUCGUGGUGGUAUUCCAUUAGUUUUUCCAGUUUUUGGUAAGAACCAUGAUGAUGAACAUCUAAGUAAAUUACCACAACACGGUUUAGCAAGAAAUUCCGUAUGGGAAUUUUUGGGCCAAGUGAAGUCUAACCCUCCAACCAUUCAGUUAGGCUUGGGACCUGAGUUUGCUAAUGAAGAGCUAACCAACUUGUGGCCAUUUGAAUACUCUUUGGUGCUAUCAGUAGAACUUGGUGAUGAAUACUUGAAAACUGAAAUUGAGGUACUAAAUACAAGCACUACGCAAAAUUUGAAGUUCAAUUGGUUAUUCCAUACUUACUUGAAAAUUGAUGACAUUGAAGAUACGUUGGUUUCUAAUUUGAGCAGCACCAAAUUGUACGAUCAACUAUUGAAGGAAAGCUAUAUUGACAGACAACCUGUGAUUUCUGUGCAUGAAGAAUUAGAUAGAAUUUAUCAAAAUGUUGACGAAGACAGAAUCAUCCAAGUGAUCGAUAAGGGGUACCCAAUCCAUACCUUGAAAAGACACAACCUACCAGAUACUGUCGUUUGGAAUCCGUGGGUGGAAAAAUCUAAAGGUAUGGCAGAUUUUGAACCAAAGGAUGGGUUUAAAAAUAUGGUGUGUGUCGAACCAGGUCAUGUUCAUGAUUUCGUGGUUUUGGCACCAGGCGAAAACUGGGUUGCCUCCCAGAUUUUGUAUAAAGAUGAAUUGAAGUUCCAAAAGGUCUAA